AUGGUUGGUGGUAAAAGAUCGAGAAAUUUCGAUGACGAUGAUGGAUACCGCGACUUCCGUCCCAGAAUGCCUAAGAGGCAAAGAAUUCCACCUGUUGUACAGCUCUGUAAAGAAAUGAUGCCCGACAUUAGGACCCUGGGUGAGACAGUGAAGGCUUUUGAGGAAGAUAUCAAGUUUUUGAGCGAAGCGAUUGCAAACGAGUUUGACAACGAAGAAUAUUUCAGAAAUGCUCUGCUCAGCACUCUCUAUGCAGUCGUUUUGGAACAACCUCAUAAACAGCCGGCAAUCGCACUUUUGACCAUGGUGGUGAACGCUGCGAAUCCCGUGGCAGGCAAGAGUAUCUUAAACCACUUUUUCGGCAAGCUACAGGAAUGGUGUGACACAAGUAUUGACGAAGACUUCCAGGUUACUUCCAGUGAGACUGGACCCUGGAACAGGAUCAAACUUCUACUCAGAUUUCUUUCGCUGCUAUCACCCAUGGUGCAGGAGGAUGAAUUAAUUUCGCUGUACCAAAAAUUCUUUGAGCUCAGCGUUGAAUUGAACAACCUGAGCACCGAAAAGAGGAACCCACUUUCCGAGGCGAUCUAUAGCAAUACUCUGCUGAAUAUUCCAUACCUGUUCUUCUUUUCAAAAGACAACCAGAACCUGAGGGAAAAAGUAGCUGAAUUGAUUGCAGGGGUAGAAGCGUCUUACGUCGUUAAGAACACCGACUUAUCUCUAAUUAAGGAGUACAAUAAGAGUCCUCCUUAUGAACCUCGGCGGUGGGUGCAAACAGUUCUGCCUAAUGUCAAAAGAGUGUUGGCUAACGAUAUGCAGCAGAUUACGGAACUAUUUCCUGAUUAUAGUUCAAUGAUGGUUCAGCAACCUGGAGAUCAAGGUUUCAAUGACCCUCUGAAUCUCCCCACUGUCCAGCAACUGGAGCCUUUCAGUGGCUUGGACAGGGGUCUUGGUUCUAUUGAUGGUAUGUGGAAAGUGCCAAGAUACUCUUUCAGGGUUUACCUGCCUAACGAAGUCGGAGAAUUUGAGACUGUGGUCCCCUUCACCACUUAUGCUGGUAUGCUCUUUGAAGAUUUGAUCAUCGACAUCAUAGAGAGUAUGGAGUUUAAUCGCAAAGAAGUGGCUAAGCAAGUGAUUACAUUGGACCUGUUUUUCAAACCGGGCAUUUUCACAGAGCCAGGUCAGUCAAUUGCCCAACUUAUUGCCUUACACGAAGAAAAUCCUAUCAUUACAACCUACAAGAUUGAAGAUUUAGCAAUUGAGAAAAUUUUAAGCAUGAUUUUUAAGCUACCAAAUGUUUCUCACCCGUUUGCCUAUUUCUAUACUCUGCUGGUUGAGAUUUGUCAAAACUCCCCGAAGGCUAUUGCUCCUGUAUUUGGAAGAGCCUUCAGAUACUUUUUCAACAAUUUAGAGCAGCUGGACUUGGAACUCAAACUUAGAUACCUGGACUGGUUUUCCAUUCAGAUGAGUAACUUCAAUUUUUCUUGGAAGUGGAAUGAAUGGGAGGAGGACAGCGUAAAAUUUGGUAAGACUUUUUACAACCCGAAGGUCACCUUCAUGAGAAACCUGAUCAGAAAAGAAUUACGACUCACCUCUAGUAAAACGGAUGUUGAGGAAAGUUUGACUGAUGAAUUCAAACCUUACUUAGAUAGCUCUUUUGUUUCCAGACAUGAGCUGGUUGGCUACUACCAGUCUUUCUUCGCGAAUUUUGAUGUGGAUGAAACUAUGUUGAAAGACAACGAUCUUUUCUUUGCACAAUCAUGCUUUCCUUUCAGCGAGCAAAUUCAAAACGUGGUAAAUUAUUUCCACCAACAACCUUUGGAUCGAAAUGUUAGUGAACUGGCGGCAAUCUUUGAAGAUAUUCAAAAGGCCUAUGGCAACAUAAUUGUGGACUUCAACAGGUUUGUCACCACUAUCUUAAUCCAAGCCUUGACAUUUUCUGGUAAUAGGUCGCUCUCUCACGCCAAUAAAUAUAUUGGAGAUUCGAAGAACGAUGUUUUGGAAUUGUUGAGUAAAAUGGACGUCACUCAGGAGCUCAAAGAAAGGUGGCUUAUCGAGGCCAUCAUCCGGUUCUGGAACUCAAACUCCCAAAAUGGAUUCCUCAUCGUUGAUACAUGUAAAAACUUCGAGUUGGUUUCUGCGAAGAGUGUGCUACAUUUUUCGUUCUUGGAGGACAAUGACCGUGUUUGGGGGUUAGUUGAUGCAACUUCUGUGGAGUCUACUUUCAGAACGCUUACAGAGUUAUCACUCCGCAGGGACGCAGAUGUAGAAACUUUCAUUUAUUUAUUCGAGAGGCUUGUCGACAUUGCUGCAGAAACGACCGAGAAACUAGGAACGUCCCCUGACGUCCCUGUUGCCGUGAAUGAAAGUUCAACAGACUUCCGUGAGCUUGAACUUGGGUGGAAAUAUGAAAGCUGCUUGGGUUUUAUCAAGAGUGUGCUGAGGAAAUAUGGUGACGAGUAUGCUCCAAGUAUCGACCAUUUGAGCACAUUUGUUAACUCCAAGGUGUCGCAUACGAAGACGAGGGAGAUUUUGGAAAGCUGGUUGAUGGAAUUGAAAGAACUAUGA
Molecule: messenger RNA, 2565 nt
Organism: Lachancea dasiensis
Lineage: Eukaryota; Fungi; Ascomycota; Saccharomycetes; Saccharomycetales; Saccharomycetaceae
Source: the annotation of a GenBank genome assembly